AUGAAUAAAUGUUUAACUACUUCGGGUAAUUACGAAACAUCGGGUUCGAAUCCUAAUAAAGUUGAACAAGAAAUUCUAAAUUCAAUCGAACAAAAUUAUUUCUAUGUAGAAAAUUUUGAUUCAAAUAUAUUUGAAUUACAGAAGUUAUCAAUAUCAAAAGAAAAAUUUAAAAUAACAGAUGUCUUAUCGGUGAAAAAUCGUUUGACUGUACAAUUGCGAGCAGUUUCAAAAAGAGUAUCAAAACUUGUUUUAGAAAACAGUUCAUCUUAUGGUGCCGAACUUCAACGAGUAACAGAUUUGACAUCUUCACUGCAACAAUCAGUAUCAAUCUGUGCAGCGGCACGACGACAAGCACAAUAUCAAAUGACCAUACGUAAGUUGAGUCUCAUCAAAAAUGAAAUGAGGAAACAACAAUGGAUUAAUCUUUUAAAUAAUAUGAAAAAAUUAAAAAAAUUACAUCGAAUAGAUGAAAAACUUAAAGAAAUGGUCAAGCUCAUCAAUAAUGAUACAUAUUUAUCAUGUUUACAUGAAUUAAAUAUGUGUAUGUGGCAAGUAAUCAAGUCUUAUCAAUUACUUUAUUUAUGGCAUAAAAAUAAUACUCAAACACAAUUUGUUAACGAAAAUCUUGAACCAAAUCAAAUGUUUAUUAUUCAAAAAUUAGAAACUGGUUCUAUUCGAUUAUGGAACGAAAUACAACAGAAAAUUAAAAUAUUUAUAAUUGAAGCUGAUAUAACAAAUUUUCAAUUUGACAUAUUCAUACAUAUAUUGAAAAUUAUAAAUAGAUUAAUAGAAAUUGGCGAACAAUUUUGUCAUAGUGACUCUAUAAUAUUGAAAGAAGCUCUAAGAAAACAAAGCGUCAAUUAUUUUUGUUCAUAUCAUAGUGCACGUUUAGAUGAAUUAAAAUUAUUUUUGGAAAAUGAAUCAUGGGAAUGGUGUCCGGUUAAAACAACAUUUCACAUUACUCAAUUACAUGAAUUUCAUUUUUUACGUGAUUCAUCAUCAAUUACAUCUGAUUUAAAUACAUCAAUAUCAUUUAAUCAAAAACAAGAAAUCAAUUUAUUUGACUAUUAUUUAUAUAAUGAUAAAGAAAAUCCAUUUGAUAUUGAACAAAAACAUCAAUUAAAUCGAGAUGACGAUAAUGAUACGGAUUCGAUAGAAGAUGUACUCGAUGAUGAAAGUCAAUUGUAUCGUGAACAUCAGAUAAAUUCGAGCACGAAUGAUUUCUAUGAUAAUGACGACUAUGAAGAUGAGAAUGAGAAACGAUCAGAUCAAUAUCAUUCCUUGAAUAUAUCUCCUACACAAGACAAUUAUCGUCGUUCACGAUCGAAAUAUCAUGACAAGAAUGGUCCAGCUAUUGUUACUAAUACAACAUUGAAUGUUACAAGAUUAUUUGGACGCUAUAUGCAAAUGAUUGAUGUUUUAAAACCAAUUGCGUUUGAUGUUAUUAUUUGUAUAACUCAGUUAUUUGAUUAUUAUUUGUAUACUAUUUAUAGUUUAUUCGCGUGUGAUAUGAAUGAAAUACCUCUAGACGCCUUGAGUACUAAACUACGGUUCACAAUCAAACGAAUAAGUGAUAAUCUUAUUCAAAUGUCGGAUCAAGCGCCAUUGGAAGCUAAAGACAAAAUUGCUCGAGCAAAUUUGUCACCUCUUGUGGACAUCAAUAGUUUAAAUAGUGUAUUAUAUGGUCUUCCUCAACGUGUUGUUGCUGCUGAAUCACUCGUAUUUUUGGCACAACAAUUUGAUUUUUUAUUACCCUACUUAAAUCAAUUAAUACCAAAUGAUAAACGUUCAUUCUUGACUCAGUUUUAUUCACAAACUGUUCAAGUAACACAUGAAUUACGUAUUCCAAUUUAUCAUAAUGUUUCAGCGAAUGUUAUUGAUUACAUGUCCAUAGCGAUAAUGAUAUCAAAAGUAAAUUGGGACAUCCACGAUAUAAUGACACAACACAAUGUUUAUGUUGAUGUAUUAAUUAAAGAAUUACAAACAUUUCGAACAAAAUUCGAUGAUAUUAAUGAACAAUUAGUACCAAUACCAAAAGCAGUUUAUAUCACCAUUUGGGAUCAAAUAUUGGAUAAAAGUUUCUAUACAUUAGUGGAAGGAUAUGCCAAUAUAAAACGUUGUUCAAAUGAAGGACGUGCAUUAAUGCAAUUAGAUUUUCAACAAUUAUUACGAAAAUUAGAACAAAUUGUUGUUGAUCUGAAACCGUUACCGCACAGAGAAUUUGUUGAAAACUACAUUAAAGCCUACUACUUACCAGAACAAUCUGUUGAACAGUGGAUUCAUAAUAAUACGAUGUAUACACCAAAACAGCGUACUACCCUAGUCUCAAUGAUGACUCAUUUGAGUAGACGAACUCGGACGCGUUUAAUCCAACUUCUGGAUGAACGUGAACGCUCUCGUACGCCAGUAACAAAGUCCUGA
Molecule: messenger RNA, 2421 nt
Organism: Didymodactylos carnosus
Lineage: Eukaryota; Metazoa; Rotifera; Eurotatoria; Philodinida; Philodinidae
Source: the annotation of a GenBank genome assembly